This is a messenger RNA of Danaus chrysippus (African queen), 681 nucleotides long. NCBI's taxonomy places the organism in Eukaryota, Metazoa, Arthropoda, Insecta, Lepidoptera, Nymphalidae. The record is from the annotation of a GenBank genome assembly.
AUGAAAUCCAUGAUCGCAGUUGCUUGCUUGGCCCUGGCGUGUGGAGCUCACGCUUCCGGAUGGGUUGGCCCACCAGCCAACAUCGCCCUGUCUCAGGACGGACGGAAUAUCUUGGACACCCCCGAGGUAGCUCAAGCCCGUGCCGCUCACCUUGCCGCUCUUAACCAAGCUGCGCAAUCCAACCCCAACCCCAACGACGACGGAUCAUACGACCCCAGGUGGGACAACGAAGAGUACUGGCAAAACAACGACCAGAGCGGAAAAUGGAACGGUGGUGCCAACCAGUGGAACGGAGCUCAGGCUAACCAGUGGAACGGUGCCCCCGCCGCCCAGUGGAACGCUGCCCCCGCUCACCAAUGGAAUGCUGGCCCAGCUCCCGUUGCUGAAACCCCUGAAGUUGCUCAAGCUCGUGCUGCUCACCUCGCCGCCUUGAACAGUGCCAACGCUGCUCCCGCUCACAACCAGUGGAACGCCCCCGCUCACAAUCAGUGGAACGCUCCCGCUCAAAACCAAUGGAACGGUGCUCCCUCAUGGCAAGGACCCCCCGCCCAAAUCCGUCUCGCCCAGAACGGUGCUGGAAUCCUUGAGACCCCUGAAGUAGCUGCUGCUCGCGCUGCCCACUUAGCCGCCCACGCUCAGGUCCAACACGCUGCCCCAGCUCACCCCCAACAACACUGGUGA